Melopsittacus undulatus (budgerigar) is the source of this 839-nucleotide messenger RNA. It is a transcript of the gene CCDC27, whose product is annotated as coiled-coil domain containing 27. NCBI's taxonomy places the organism in Eukaryota, Metazoa, Chordata, Aves, Psittaciformes, Psittaculidae. The transcript has 6 exons. Bases 1 to 798 code for a protein of 265 amino acids. The record is from RefSeq and is a predicted model, not a curated record.
AUGGAGGCAGCCCCCGAGGAAGCCGUGAGGGGCAGCAGGGCCUGGCAGGAGCCCAUCACCGAGCAGGAGCUCCGUGAGCAGCUGCGGAGGGCAAGGGAUGACUACAGCAUGGCCACAGGAACCAUCUCCUCCUUGCAAAGACAACUGGAGAUCCAAGAGUCCCAGCUCCGGAGAGCCAGAUCUGAGACCGAAAUGCUCCAAAAGCAGCUCAGAAAGCAAGAAAGCCACUUACAAGACAUGUCUGCCAAGCUUUGCAGUCUGAGAGAACAGAAAUGUGAAGAAAUGAUGGUGACAAUAGAGGAGGAGAACCGCAGCCUCCAACAGGUCAUCACGGAACAAGAAUCCAAGCUGGCUGCACAGAACAAGCUCAUCAAUGAGCUCCAGGAGACCGUGAGCCAGCUGCAGACAGAGGCACGCUCCAACCGGUACCACAUCCGCAGGCAGCAGCAGCAGCAGGAGGCAGCCCAAAGGGAGGUUAAGACCCUGCAGCAGAAGGAGCUGCAAACUCGUGUGGCACUGGAGCUCAUCACCAGCAAGUUUGAAAAGUAUCGAAACAAAAUAAUCCAGGCUGCAUUCAGCACAGCAGGCAUCAAACCUCCCCAGGCAGAGAUCACGGACGAGGAGGUGCUGGAGGCAAUGCAGAAGAUCAUUAAUGAACGGAUCGAGUUCCAUCAGAUGCUCAAACACAAAGGGGUCAGAGUCCCGUCGCUCUAUGGCACCGACACCGCUGCAUCACCUACUAGCAAGGGAAGGAGAAGGAGCAGUGCAAGGCAGCAGCGUAACACCCCUGAGAAGUAGCCCUGAUGGCUGAGCACAAAACAUCACCAACGGCAGGCUCC